GCGGCGGCGGCAGCGCCCGCCGCCGGGACCCGCGCCCUCGGCGCCGAACCGCGCGGUACAGGGCAAUGUUAGACGAGACCGUCUCACCCAGCCUCACUGCCCACAGCGACCGCAGGGAACUGCAGACACUGAGCUGGCACGGCGCUGUGCCAGGCUCUUUGAGUGACCUCUCAGACGGAGCCCCCGUGUCCUCCCCAGCCAGCCCUCCCCAGCCAUGGCAGCCUAUGGGCAGACUCAGUACAGCGCCAGCAUCCAGCAGGCCCCGCCUUACGCAGCCUACCCACCUCCUGUACAAGCCUACGGGAUCCCUUCUUACAGCAUCAAGACAGAAGACAGCUUGAACCAUUCCCCUAGCCAGGGCAGCUUCCUCAGCUACGGCUCGAGCUUCAGCACCACGCCUGCCGGACAGGGCCCGUACGCCUACCAGAUGCACGGCACGGCAGGGCUUUAUCAAGGCACCAACGGGCUCGGCAAUGCAGCUGGAUUCGGGGGCAUGCACCAGGACUAUCCCUCCUACCCCAGCUUCGCUCAGAGCCAGCACCCCCAGUAUUACAGUGCGUCCUACAACGCCCCCUAUGUCCCUGCCAGCAGCAUCUGCCCAUCACCCCUCUCCACGUCCACCUAUGUCCUCCAGGAUGCUCCUCACAGUGUCCCCAGCCAGGGAUCCGAGCCGCUGGCAGGUGAAUUCAACACCCACCACGUACCUUCCACACCCCCAAAGGAGGGAGAUCCUGACAGGCCACCUCGGGCCUCCGACGGGAAGCUCCGGGGCCGCUCCAAGAGGAGCAGUGACCCCUCCCCAGCGGGGGACAGUGAGAUCGAGCGUGUGUUUGUGUGGGACUUGGACGAGACAAUAAUUAUUUUUCACUCUUUACUCACGGGGACGUUUGCAUCCAGAUACGGGAAGGACACCACCACGUCUGUGCGUAUCGGCCUCAUGAUGGAAGAGAUGAUCUUCAACCUGGCAGACACGCACCUGUUCUUCAAUGACCUGGAGGAUUGUGACCAGAUCCACGUAGAUGAUGUCUCAUCUGAUGACAAUGGCCAAGAUUUAAGCACUUACAACUUCUCCACGGACGGCUUUCACAGCACGGCGCCGGGGGCGGGCCUGUGCCUGGGCGCGGGCGUGCAUGGCGGCGUGGACUGGAUGAGGAAGCUGGCCUUCCGCUACCGGCGCGUGAAGGAGAUGUACAACACCUACCGCAACAACGUGGGUGGCUUGAUUGGCGCUCCCAAGAGAGAGACGUGGCUGCAGCUGCGGGCGGAGCUGGAGGCUCUUACAGACCUGUGGCUAACGCACUCCCUGAAGGCGCUGACCCUCAUCAACUCCAGGCCCAACUGUGUCAAUGUCCUGGUCACCACCACACAGCUCAUUCCCGCCCUGGCCAAGGUCCUGCUGUACGGCUUGGGCUCUGUGUUUCCCAUCGAGAAUAUCUACAGCGCCACCAAGACAGGGAAGGAGAGCUGCUUCGAGAGGAUCAUACAGAGGUUCGGCCGCAAAGCCGUCUACAUCGUCAUCGGCGAUGGGGUGGAAGAGGAACAAGGGGCAAAGAAGCACAACAUGCCUUUCUGGCGGGUGUCCUGCCACGCUGACCUGGAGGCCCUGCGCCACGCGCUGGAACUGGAGUAUUUAUAGCUGUGUCGCGGGCUCCACCUGCUGUCCUCUGGUCUAGGAUCCUCGUCCCUCCUGCCUCCCCACGACUGCCCCAGACACCUGGACACAGGACACCUGGCCGCCUCUGCCCUCGGGGACAAGUCCACCAGUCAUCUCAGAAGUGCCCGCCCGCUCGGUUCAAGCUGGCAUCUGAAGGAGCAGAGUGCCAGGGAAUGCGGCCUGGGGAACCAGAUCCUGCCCCAAGACUCAGCCAGUCGGCCCUGGAGGCUGGUGGGACGGAGGUGGGGGGGGGGGGGGUUGUUUCUUGUUUUAAUUUAUGGACGAAUCUCACGACUCUGUGUUAUGCCCUCAUACCUGUCUUGGUUUUCUUAGUGGUUGGUUUGGGUUUGGAACUGGCACGUGGGCAGCUCACAGUUCUCUGCGAGGCGCUUUGAGGGGCAGGCGGGGGAGGACAGUCACUCCUUGACUAUCAGUGAGGAAGGCAGUCAGGGGCUGCCGGGGAGACCCCUCCCUGCCAUGUCACGUGGACAGUAUUGGUGCCUUAUGCUGCCAUCUUGCUUUCUUGGAAGAGGGGAACACGGAAAGGAAGUGGAACUCUGACGGAUGAAAGGCAUAAAAUAAAACCACGUUUACAUUCUGAAGCUCAA
Dipodomys spectabilis (banner-tailed kangaroo rat) is the source of this 2262-nucleotide messenger RNA. RefSeq names its product EYA transcriptional coactivator and phosphatase 2 (gene Eya2). The transcript has 15 exons. Bases 215 to 1636 code for a protein of 473 amino acids. Gene Ontology annotation, biological process: negative regulation of extrinsic apoptotic signaling pathway in absence of ligand; multicellular organism development; positive regulation of DNA repair. The record is from RefSeq and is a predicted model, not a curated record. NCBI's taxonomy places the organism in Eukaryota, Metazoa, Chordata, Mammalia, Rodentia, Heteromyidae. Gene Ontology annotation, cellular component: nucleus. Gene Ontology annotation, molecular function: protein tyrosine phosphatase activity.